AUGUCAGCCGUCAAGUGGGGUAACAUGAGUCGCUCCACGGUACACCGCACUCUUCAAGAAAACGACAUGUACCCGUACAAGUACGUUUGGGCGCAAGAUUUGGAUCGCCCACGUGCUGCGCAAGUACGCUGGUCAAUCAACCUAUGGGCUGGCAUUUGCGGGGAUUUUGUUGUUGGGCCGUACAUUCUGCCAAACAGACUGGACGGCCCUUUAUAUAAAAUUUUUGUGGAACAUGUUCUUCCAACUCUUUUGGAAGAAAUUCCAUUAGAGACUCGGAAGAACAUGUACUUGCAACAUGAUGGUGCGCCUGCCCAUUAUGCCGCCGAUGUCAGGUCGUACUUAGAUGAAGCCUUCCAAGACAGGUGUAUUGGCCGCCGAGGCGCAAUUGCGUGGCCCGCCAGAUCCCCCGACUUAAACCCACUCGAUUUCUUCUUCUGGGAAUACUUGAAGAAGGAGGUGUACCGUGUGGAGGUUUCUUCACCAGAAGAGGCGAUAGCCCGGAUACACGGCGCGGUGGCGUGCAUCACGCCCGAUAUGCUCCGCGUGUACAAGCUAACACCCAAAAAAGAAUGCGGGCGUGCGUCUCGGUGGGUGGGAGGCAUUUCGAACCCAUCCUUUGAAAGUACUUCCGGCAGUGAUCGGUCCCUUUCGGAACCAAAUAAGGAUGAACGAAUAAAAAUGCGACGCAUGGGAGAACCAAACACCCUUGGAGAGCAGGUGGAACGAGAGAGGUGGAGUCGUAGAAACACACUUCUACAACGGAUUUCGGCCACCACCCUGACCGAUUUCCCGAAACUGACUCAAGACCACUUACUCCUACUGACCUCGGGCCCAUACCAAAUCGAUCUAGCACAGUCGUAUUUAGCGGAAUUGAUGGAAGCCGACACCAACAACGUCUCCAUGAUGUUCAUAAAAGAAACACCAAACAUCAUUCGUUUAGAAAUCAAGUCGCGACACGUGAACGCAAAAACUUACCGGCUCUACAUUGAUUACGAACUGAAAAUGGACCAGAUUGAAGGAAUUCGGCGAUAUUGGUGUGAGUGCCCGAAUGGAAACCGGACAGUAGGCUGCUGCUCACAUGUGGCCGCUGCCAUCUUCUACUUGGUCCAUGCUCGGUACCUCCCGCAGAUUCUGCGCCCGGCUGCGCAGUUAACGGAGCUCUUCGUACCAUCCAGAGAAGAAACGGAAGCAGAAGGAAGUGAGAGCGAGGCUUAA
Messenger RNA from Megachile rotundata (alfalfa leafcutting bee), 1215 nucleotides. RefSeq lists its product as uncharacterized. Lineage: Eukaryota; Metazoa; Arthropoda; Insecta; Hymenoptera; Megachilidae. The record is from RefSeq and is a predicted model, not a curated record.